This is a messenger RNA of Trypanosoma grayi, 1240 nucleotides long. Its product is annotated as PE-PGRS family protein. The record is from RefSeq and is a predicted model, not a curated record. The transcript has a single exon. The annotation marks the transcript as partial. NCBI's taxonomy places the organism in Eukaryota, Euglenozoa, Kinetoplastea, Trypanosomatida, Trypanosomatidae.
AUGAUGUGGAACAAUAACAACGACCAUCUUCAAAAUCAGGAAAAUGAAAGAGUCUACAAUGGAGUGCCCAGCGCAACAGAGAACUCCUAUGGCGAAGCAGGCCAAGAGGCGAACAAUGGAUCAUUUUACAAUCAAGAAAUGGGGGGUGCUGGAGCGAUAAGCGCCUACGGCAACACAGGAGGCGUGGGAACUCCCAUGAACUCAGCUUACGGUUCAAGAAUGGCUAUGGACAGUAUGUACGGCUCCUCUGCUGGCAUGAGACGCCCAAUGGAUUCAGCUUACGGCCCACAAAUGGGUGAAGGCGGCGCGUACGGACCCACAUCAGGACCGGGAAGCAUGUACGCGCCCCCACCAGGACCGGGGAGCAUGUACGCGCCCCCACCAGGACCGGGAAGCAUGUACGCGCCCCCACCAGGGCCGGGAAGCAUGUUUGGCACACAAAUGGGCAUGGGAAGCAUGUACGGACCCCCACCAGGGAUGGGAAGCAUGUANCCCCCACCAGGGCCGGGAAGCAUGUUUGGCACACAAAUGGGCAUGGGAAGCAUGUACGGACCCCCACCAGGGAUGGGAAGCAUGUACGGACCCCCGCCAGGAAUGGGAAGCAUGUACGGACCCCCACCAGGGCCGGGAAGCAUGUUUGGCACACAAAUGGGCAUGGGAAGCAUGUACGGACCCCCACCAGGGAUGGGAAGCAUGUGCGGUUCAAUGGGCAGCUUGUAUGGCUGUCUACUCAAUGCGCCUUCUAUGUUCGGACCCCCUCCAGGAAUGGGGAGCAUGUACGGGCCUCAACAAGGUAUGGCGAGCAUGUAUGGGUCUCAAAGCGGUAUGGGCUCCAUUUACAAAAAUGGGGCCCCCAGUAGCACGAUGAUUGAUCUCUCUCGCCCAGACGAGGACAAGCCAAAGAAAACGGAUCAGGCGAGCCAGAAGGAAACUGAACUUCCUCGAAAUUCAUCAGGAACCAAUUUUAAUGUUCCCUCCAGUAACACCAACGCAAAGCCUGAGGUUGCGAAGGUGGUGACGAAGACAACCCAGCGAGCCCAACCAAUGAAAAGCGUUUCCUUUGACGGAAUACGCACGAUGGUGGUGGUCAGUGACGCGGCUGGUUCCAAGAUUACCGUAAAGGAGACAGAGAAGAAAGUGUCACUUAAAGAUGCAGACGGCAAGGCUGCGGAGUACGAGGCGGAUGAGGUGCUGCGAGCGAGCAAGGCGACUGUGGAAAACUCCGCGUUGUUGCGCGAAC